AAAAAAUAUCGUUGGUCCAUCUCUUAUCUAAAAACCUUGCACCCUCUUCAAGCUUUCUCACUCAUGGCGCCUCUUCCUUCUUCUUCUUCUUCUUCUUCUUCUUCUACCUUAAGCUCCAUGAAGAUCAAAAACUUAAUCCAAACCCUUUUUCGCUUUCACAUUUCUCGUGUUGUUCGAGCUCUCUCCAAGGCAAAAUCAAUAAUCAUCCAAACCUUUAAAGAAAACCAAGCCAUCCGCUUCAUUCUUUAUCCCACCAAGAAAUUAAAGAACCGCAAGAACAGGAAAAUAUAUUUUGGUUCAUUUAGGCUGCACUACAACUGGUGCUCCUCCCAUGUGGUACCCGUACCUCCUCCGGUCGUCCUGGACAGGUUACCUGAGACACAUUUGUACUGUGAUUCAACGUGGAAUUCGGUCAUAUCUACCGAUCAGAAGUGUGAGGACGGCACGGAGUCUCAACUCUCCGGGUACUUGGAAUGGCUAGAAGACAAGUCGGGCGAGGAAAUAGAAGUGAAUGAGAUUGAUAAGCUAGCGGAUAUGUUCAUUGCUAGUUGCCAUGAGAAGUUUCUGUUGGAGAAGGUGGAGUCCUAUAGGAGGUUUCAAGAAAUGCUUGCUAGAAGUGUAUGACUUGGUUCUUUUUCUAUUUUGACUUUCACAUUUCUAGGUGGAAAGUGUAGUUAUUGGGGAUUGAGUCAUUUUUUCUUUUUCUUUCUGCUUUUUAUCUUAUCUUUUUUUUUUCUUUUUUUCUUUUUUUUUUCUGAAAUUUGUAUUAGUGAUGGGGUUUGGAGAAUUGUACAUAAUAUGAAGUGUGGGUAUUUUGUGCAAUUCUUCUCUGAAAAUUUGAAAGGUGAUCUUGCAAUCUUUAUAUGUUGGUGCUAGGAUUGCUUGAAUUGAACUUUGUAGAGAUUUCUCUUCCCCUUUCUUUUAAUUGAUGGAUAGAUUUCUCACCUUUUUUCUAUUCCUUACUCCUUAUCAGUGUAUUUUGUCAUCUUGGGAUAAAAUUAUUUAUAAUUG
This is a messenger RNA of Rubroshorea leprosula, 1011 nucleotides long. NCBI's taxonomy places the organism in Eukaryota, Viridiplantae, Streptophyta, Magnoliopsida, Malvales, Dipterocarpaceae. The record is from the annotation of a GenBank genome assembly.